AUGCCUGCAUAUGAUGAUGGUUUAGAUAACGAGUGGAAGGGUUUCACGGUUUUCCCCGAAGUAAACUCUAGCCCUAACCCUAACUAUAGUUUCAAUUUCUUGGUAAAGAAGGCAACCGUGGAGAGUGAGAAAUCAACCGGUUCUAUUUCCUCCCGUUCUUCGGCAAAAGAGGAUAGCUUCAGAAUGGUGUUGCCACCGGCCAUGCCUCCGCCUAGGGACUCAACCUUUCCGCUUCCUAUGUUCCCUGAGCCGACGAGAACUCGGAAGAAACUUAGCCACCAAGAAUCCUUUCUUUUUAUGACAAAAUCUCUCUACUCGAAGAAAAUCUUUUACAAGGAAGAAGAUUUCAAGUGUAACGCCUUCUGCUUGUCUCUACCUGGACUCGGGAAACACAAGCCAGUUAGAUCUUCAAAACGCAAAGACUCGAUGGAAAAGAAGAAGAUGAUCACAGCGUCUUCCUUUACCUCGGUCGAGAAAUACGAAUGGUCCCAUUCUUGGACAUCGACUACGUCUCUGACGCAAGAUAAUGGUCGGUCGUAUUUUGAUUUACCGGUGGAGUUGUUGAAGUGCUGCAGCCGUGGAGGCGGAAAAGGAGGAAGAUAUAUGCAAGAACCGGCGACUUCUAGUUUCUCGUUCGAUAGAGAAACAGAGAUUAUGGCUGUGACAAGCGUUUUAAAGACGAGGAGCUCACGGUCGUCGCAAAGUGAUCAUUGCUAAGCCGUGUGAGAUUUUAAACUUUUUCUUCACCGUCGGUUUCAUGCCCUACGUGCUACGUCGCCGCGAUCUGAUACCCCCCCACGCUUGCGUAAGGCUAGGGAUGACUUUAACACCUUGUCUGCUCAAAACGCUUGA
Messenger RNA from Brassica napus (rape), 852 nucleotides. RefSeq lists its product as uncharacterized. The transcript has a single exon. The record is from RefSeq and is a predicted model, not a curated record. Gene Ontology annotation, cellular component: chloroplast thylakoid membrane. Lineage: Eukaryota; Viridiplantae; Streptophyta; Magnoliopsida; Brassicales; Brassicaceae. Gene Ontology annotation, biological process: response to photooxidative stress; photosystem I assembly.